Penaeus chinensis is the source of this 3005-nucleotide messenger RNA. Its product is annotated as mucin-4-like. The coding region runs from base 397 to 2673 and encodes 758 amino acids. The record is from RefSeq and is a predicted model, not a curated record. Gene Ontology annotation, cellular component: membrane. The transcript has 4 exons. NCBI's taxonomy places the organism in Eukaryota, Metazoa, Arthropoda, Malacostraca, Decapoda, Penaeidae.
AAAUGGGAGGGAGAGGGAGGGUUGUAGGAGAGACAGCAGGAAGUGUCUUUUUUUUUUUUUUUUUUUUUUUUUUUGUAUCAGAUGAUGCACACAUCAGUUAUAGCCAGGUGCUGGUGCCCUUUGGUGUUCCUUUUCUGCAGCUACUGUGUUCUCUAUUUCUUGUGCAAUGGAUAUUUGGCUUCAGUGGGAAGUGACUGUGAACACUGACACCAACUUCAAAAGCUGAUACAGCUCUUCUACCAAGAGAAAAUAAUCUGCUACACCGCAACUCCAAGCAUACAGUCAUGUCUACAAUCCCUUUUAUUGCGUCACUUUACAUAUUUGUUGGCGGAUUUGGGUUCCUUCCUGAGUGCAAUUGCAUUGAUCCUUCUUGCAACACAAUCCCGGCAGCCGGUGAUGUCUCUCACUGUCUAUGGGCUCAUCGAUACAAUCGCAGGAGUACUAACAGGCAUUGGUGUGUUCUGUGACGGUUGUCUUCAGUUCACUCAUUUGAUUUACAGUAACUCAUGCCACAGAUAUUAUGUGAUAUAUAUUUUGCUCGUGUUUCCCCUGGCUUCAGUAAAUUUCUCAGCUCUAGGGAUGGCCAUAGAGAGGUUUCAGGUUGUGAGAAAUUCCGUGUCACAGUCAAGUAAGUUCCAUCGAUUCUUUCCUUUCGCCUGGACAAUGACAACCUGUCUCAGUGCUUUCACAUUCAUGAUUGUACUCUGGGGUAACACACAGGUAGAUUCUGUCCAGACUGUUCAAGAUUUUUCUUUUCGCUGGGAAAAAGGUCAGGAAAUUCGUCACACGAGGCAUCUUCUGGAUGAUUUGUGGGCAUACAACAGUCAAUACGAUUCCUCGGCAGACCAACAAGAAGAGAUUAUCGUCAAUAUGGUGCGUAGUAUUGUUCAGAACUUCUCUUCGCCUGCCCAAGACAGUGAGCUUAAUGACAGGUUUCAUGAUUUUAACCUCUCUCCCAUCACUCAACAUAACUCAAAUCUUUCACCAACACUUGAACACACAGUAAAUGUUUCCCCUGGAUAUCACAACAUCCUGUCAAAAUUUCCAGUACGGAGAUUCAACACAACUGUUUCACCUUUAAAUUACAACAAGGCGAUUCUUGCUAAAGUUACUGACACUCCUUCCUCUCCAAACCUGCCUUCAAGAUCCGAUAUGACCAAAGUGACUGGGUGUAAUGCAACACAAAGGGAAGCAACACAUGUAUCCCAACCUGAUCCCAACCUGGCAAAGACAUUCCUACCCUCAAUAGCUGACAUUAUUAAUCUUUUGACUGGUCCUCACCAAAAUGGACAAUCCCCUCAGGAUAUUAAGGAUCAGGGAACAACUAAUGGGAACCUUAACCAGGAUCAUAUAACAGAGCAAAACCAUGAGACUUCACCUACUCCUACUAUCACAACCCAAUCAUUCACUGAGUCACACACAAAGACUGAAGAACCCAUUACUGAGACUGUCAAUUCUGAAAUACCACUAAUCACCACACUAGAACAUUCAGGAAAAAAUACCAUGACAAAUGCUGAGCCUGAGACUACCACUAGUCUACAUGACACUGUUGAUUCCUCUUACGGUGUAACAACUCUUGAUAGCACCCUUAUAAUUACUACCAAGAUGGACUCUGUGAUUCAAGAAUACAAUGAUACAUCAGCAACAGUACCUGAAUUGACUACCUCUCCCACAGAUCAUGAAAGCAUAGAGGUUGAAAUAGAAGCAAAUGUAGCAUCUUCAGAUAAUGCUACAUCUGACGAACAAGUCUCAGAAGAGAUUGAAGUAAAAAUCUUUACAACAGAAACAACCGAAGGGGAGGAGGCUUCAACACCUUCACUAUGCCCUACCAAUGCCCUCAUAGAAAAGCCCACAUCUGAUACUCCCAUCACUAUCACGACCUCCACCCCUCUUACUGAACACAGAACCACAAAUUUUAAGACCUCAUCACAGAUGCCAGAUACUGAAAACAUUGCUAACAACAUAGAGUCUGAUGUACUGCCAGGUCUGAUCCCUUCCCAACAAGAGAACGUUUUUAAUGAUUCUCUGAAACCAACGGGGCCUCCCUUGUAUAUCAUAUGUUACACCAAGGAGAGAUUUCUUCAGAGCUACACAACCAUCAUCUUCACCUGUAUAUUUGCCCUGCCACUUCUAGUCACCACAGGACUAAAUUUGUACAUGGCAUGGUCACUCUCCCACUACAGACACUCCAGACUUACUGAAACCACAAACAACAAUUGGUUAAGACUACGCAAGGCUGUUCUUCAGGCUCUCAUACUCCUGGCAGCCAAUGCCAUCUGCUGGGUGCCCUUCCUCGUGGAGCGGCUCUUGUAUGCCUGGGUGCCAGACUGGGACUUCCCAUCAGCUGUCCCUGCCUUGCUCUUCCUCCUUGGUCAUUCACAUACCGUUCUGCGGGGUCUUUUCUAUCUCUGGCAGAAUACUAAGGUUCAGAGCCGUGUUUCUCCUGAGCCCAUCAGACCAGCAUCUCUACCUGGAAUGGAAGGCUCCCCAGUCGUUCCAAUGCAAGUCACAACGAUGCUGCGCUCAGAGGGAGACCAUCCCUUCCUCGUACCUCAUGCCAUGGAGAGCGACAUCCCCUCCCCAAGAACAGCUAAACUAGUGCCAAGGGAACCGAUUGCUAGAUCUCUGAAUCCUUCCCCUAAAUCUACAAAACUGCAAACCCACACCCAAUAAACUAAUGCAUAAACACAUGCAUUGUUUGUGCAAAUAAAAUGUUCAACAGAACUAGAGAGAUAUUUGAAAUAUACAAUAUAAAUCAAACACAUGAAAUGAUAAAAAGAUCAUUGGUCUAUCCAGCAAAGCAGAGCUCACACUGGUUUCUCAUUUAAAAAUAAGAUAUUUAGUAUGCCUGUCUUUUCUGUGGUCUUUGAUUUUGUACAACUGUACUCAAAAAAAUUACCAAUUGGAAAAAUGAUAGAAGAAAAUGUUUAAUCCAAAGAAAUAUAAAAAAAAAAAAUAUCAGAACAUGUAAAAGUGAUAUCAAAUAAACUAGCUAUUUGACUUUA